Brassica napus (rape) is the source of this 1006-nucleotide messenger RNA. RefSeq lists its product as uncharacterized. The transcript is spliced from 4 exons. The record is from RefSeq and is a predicted model, not a curated record. The coding region runs from base 174 to 746 and encodes 190 amino acids. NCBI's taxonomy places the organism in Eukaryota, Viridiplantae, Streptophyta, Magnoliopsida, Brassicales, Brassicaceae.
GAAUCGGACGGUUGAUAAGCUAUCUAUCACAUUAAAAUGAUUUCCCGAAAAUACCCUUCUCUCCUUCAAGAUUCAUAGUACAAAUACGAAACUCUUCCUUCUUCCUUCUCUUUUUCUUUAUUGCAGCAAUCCAAAACCAAAUCGAAAGCAAAGAGUUUGAAAUUUUCCGAUCAAUGGUGUUUUGUGGUGAAGGAGGAGACUACAUGGCGACGAUGGGACGUGAGGGACCUAAGACUCUUCACAAUUUCACCCUCCCGGAUUUGAAGUGGGGAGUUCAGCGGAGUCUCAGGUGCAUGAAGCUCCAAUCUAACGGCGGUGUUGACGAUCGGAAUCGACGACUGUGGAGAUCAGCCGGCGAGGAAGGGAUCGAAGAGUUUGGGGAGAAGAUGAAGGAAUCGAUUUUCAGAGAACAAGUUGUAGAUUACGAAGAGGAAGAAGGGAAGAGGGAGAGGGAGAGGGAGGCUUCUCCGCCGUGGAAUUUACGGAAGAGAAGAGCAGCUUGCAAGGCUCCGGUUGCAGAGUCUGUAAACUGCGACGAAGAAGCGAAGUUCAUGUCGACGCUGACGAAGAAAGAGAUGGAAGAUGAUUACAUGACGAUGAUGGGCCACCGACCACCUCGACGGCCCAAGAAACGUCUCAGAACCCUUCAGAAACAGAUCGAUUUGUUGCAUCCAGCUUUUUAUUUUACUCAAGUUACUGAAGAUAUCUACCAAGUUCCAGAUGCUGCAGAGACCAGAAAGAGGUGAUGAUGAUGAUGAUGAUGAUGAUGAUGAGUUCCACUUUAAGUUUCACAGCCCUGUUUUGGUGACUUGUGGAAUCUAUUGAAGUUUGGAGUUUCAAAUUUUUUUUUUCUUUUGUUAGUUUAGUUUGGUUUAUACGUGUUACGAAAUGGCUGAACUAACAUGUAAGUAGGUUCUGAUGUAUUUAGAACGUACUCUUUGUCUCGGUAUAUCAUCAAACGGAACAGCCAAUAGCAAUCAAUAAGAAGGAUGAACAUUUUCACCAA